Poecilia latipinna (sailfin molly) is the source of this 2874-nucleotide messenger RNA. RefSeq names its product protein kinase, AMP-activated, alpha 2 catalytic subunit (gene prkaa2). Bases 83 to 1756 code for a protein of 557 amino acids. Lineage: Eukaryota; Metazoa; Chordata; Actinopteri; Cyprinodontiformes; Poeciliidae. The transcript has 10 exons. Gene Ontology annotation, biological process: protein phosphorylation; intracellular signal transduction. Gene Ontology annotation, cellular component: cytoplasm. The record is from RefSeq and is a predicted model, not a curated record. Gene Ontology annotation, molecular function: protein serine/threonine kinase activity; ATP binding.
CCCCACAGACAGCAGACAAGCAGCACACCCACCCCACCGCAGCGCACCGCGCGAGCGAGCCCAGCCGUCGGUAACGGAGAAGAUGGCAGAGCGGCAACAACAGAAACACGAAGGCAGGGUAAAGAUCGGCCAUUACAUCCUCGGCGACACGCUCGGAGUGGGGACGUUCGGGAAAGUAAAGAUCGGACAACAUCAAUUAACGGGCCACAAAGUCGCCGUGAAGAUCCUCAACAGACAGAAGAUCCGCAGUCUCGAUGUUGUGGGGAAAAUCAAGCGGGAGAUCCAGAACCUCAAACUGUUCAGACACCCCCACAUCAUCAAGCUCUACCAGGUAAUAAGUACACCAACAGAUUUCUUCAUGGUCAUGGAGUAUGUGUCUGGAGGCGAGCUGUUUGACUACAUCUGCAAAAACGGAAGGGUGGAGGACUCGGAAGCUCGCCGUCUUUUCCAGCAGAUCAUCUCGGCUGUGGACUACUGUCACAGGCACAUGGUGGUCCACAGAGACCUCAAACCCGAGAACGUCCUGCUUGACGCCAACAAGAACGCCAAGAUUGCCGACUUCGGACUUUCAAACAUGAUGUCAGACGGAGAGUUCUUACGAACGAGCUGUGGGUCGCCCAACUACGCGGCUCCAGAGGUCAUCUCAGGAAGGCUGUAUGCGGGCCCAGAGGUGGACAUCUGGAGCUGCGGCGUGAUCCUGUACGCGCUGCUGUGUGGCACUCUGCCCUUUGACGACGAGCACGUCCCCACGCUGUUCAAGAAGAUCAGAGGAGGCGUCUUCUACAUCCCCGAGCACCUGAACCGGUCUGUGGCGUCCCUGCUCAUGCUCAUGCUGCAGGUGGACCCACUUAAGAGAGCCACCAUCAAAGACAUCAGGGAACACGAGUGGUUUAAGAAGGACCUGCCGGGCUACCUGUUCCCAGAGGACCCGUCGUACGAUGCCACCGUGCUGGACGAAGAGGCUGUCAGGGAAGUGUGCGAGAAGUUUGAAUGCACCGAGUCUGAAGUGGUGUCCAGCCUCUACAGCGGAGAUCCACAGGAUCAGUUAGCAGUAGCUUAUCACCUCAUCAUAGAUAACCGACGCAUCAUGACCCAGGCCAGCGAGUUCUACCUGGCCUCCAGUCCUCCGCAGGGCUCCUUCAUAGAAGAAGGCAUGCCGCUGCCCCCCGGUGUCAAACCCCACCCAGAGAGGAUGCCCCCGCUUCUGGCCGACAGCCCCAAAUCCCGUUGUCCUCUGGAUGCUCUGAACACAACCCGGCCCAAACAGCUCGCUGUGAAGAAAGCCAAAUGGCACCUGGGGAUCAGGAGUCAGAGCAGACCGUACGACAUCAUGGCUGAGGUGUACAGAGCCAUGAAACAACUCAACUUUGACUGGAAGGUGGUGAACCCGUAUCAUCUGCGUGUCCGCCGGAAGAAUCCAGUAACGGGAAAUCUGGUGAAAAUGAGCCUGCAGCUCUACCAAGUUGACAACAGAUCCUACCUCCUCGACUUCAAGAGCAUCGAUGACGACAUCAUGGAGGCGGUCGGCUUUAAAUCUGGGUCGUCCACCCCUCAGCGGUCGGGCUCCACCGCCGGCCUCCACAGACCCCGACUGAGCAUCGACUCGGCCAGCCCCGCCAUCGACCUGCCCCAGCUCAGCUCCUCCCUGCCGGGCUCGCUGUCCGGCAGCUCCCCCCUGCUCGCCGCGCGUCAGGGCUCUCACACCAUGGACUUCUUUGAAAUGUGCGCCAGUCUCAUCACCACGCUGGCUCGCUGACAACCUGCGAAAUCUCAAACUGCCUUGUUAACCCGGAAGUCAGUGGGAGGGGGCGGGGGAUGUUUUAGGGCUAAUAGCUGCAAAAUCUGAGACGCAUCAAUGAACUUGUGGAAGCCAGAGAAUAAAAAAAAUGUAAAAAAAAAAAAAUAAGGGAGAGGUCAGAAUCCCAUCAGAGUCGGCAAAGGUCGAGUUUACCGUCACAAAUCCCCCUCAGUCCUUUAUCAGCUGCGUCAACAUGUAACGACCGGAUAUCCUGCUGAGUUGGCCUCAGACGCUGAUCCGAGGUCAGUUCUGCCGCUUGUCUUACCGAUCGCUGUUGCAGCUGUGUCUGGAGGAACAUUACUUCAUAGAUUUCAAGUUUUAUAAUGCUAGUGCAGAAGCUUUUUGUUAUCCAUGUAUAUUUAUAUUUUAUUGUAGAUUGAAAUAUAUAUACCAAAAAGAAUAUUAUUUAGAUAUCAGAUUCAUAUUUAUUUUUAGAUUUUCUUUUUUAAAACACUAGUUUUAUUCGAAACAUCUCCACUGAACGAGUUUUUGAAUAAUUUAACGAAGCACGACAGACAGUUGGACGCUACAUUCAUUUUUCUGCUUGAAACUGCCCCGCGCCGCACACACACACACACACACACGCUAUUUCACCGCGUCACACACCUGUGUCAUUUCACCCGACGCUCAGCACGCGCAAACGCUCUGACAAAGCAAGCUGCCUGAACAGAAUUUCAUUUUAGAAAAACACGGAGGCCCGUGACAUCAGGAAGUCGGCGCUGAGCUGAAUAACAACAGAUGUGGCUCUGGAACGCUUCAGGGUUACAAACAUCUUCACGCUAACUUUUCAAGCAGUGACUAAAACACUUGAAUCGAAGUGAGGCGGUCAAUCUGGAGAUUAGCAACUCUGCAUGUGUGUGUGUGUGUGUGUCAUGUGAGGUGGUGCGUUACUGCCGCAGGAGAGCAGAAGCCACAGAAACCUCCCCACAGAUGCCUUAAAGAAUGCAACGCAAUGCUUAUGUGAAAGCUUGAUGUCAGAGGGAGAGUUGGUCGUCAUGUGUUUUACAUUUAAAGCCUGGAAGGUCAGAGAUGCUGGAGUCAGAACCAUUCAACCUCGAUGUUAUUGUGUACUGUUG